This is a messenger RNA of Saccharomycopsis crataegensis, 246 nucleotides long. RefSeq lists its product as uncharacterized. The coding region runs from base 1 to 246 and encodes 81 amino acids. The transcript has 2 exons. Lineage: Eukaryota; Fungi; Ascomycota; Saccharomycetes; Ascoideales; Saccharomycopsidaceae. The record is from RefSeq and is a predicted model, not a curated record.
AUGCCAGCUAUAGCAUCCCUUUCCGGGUGGGCCUUGUUCGGUACCGCCGUCAGAGCAUACCAAAUCGGUCUUAAACAAAGACCAUGGUCUUACAAGCCAAUGGGCUACGUCUACUCUGCUCUUUUCUGGGUCGGUGCUGGUUACGCCUUCUACAGUGUCAAGGAAAGUCAAGAAAAGUUGUUGGAAAAAAGAGUUGCCACUUUGUUAGAUGCCAGAGCUAAGAGAUUGAAUGAAUCCCUUGAAUAA